Ectocarpus sp. CCAP 1310/34 is the source of this 1768-nucleotide messenger RNA. The record is from the annotation of a GenBank genome assembly. NCBI's taxonomy places the organism in Eukaryota, Phaeophyceae, Ectocarpales, Ectocarpaceae.
AGCUUGCGCCUGUUAGCCCUAACUAACCCUAUACGAAGCCAGGAGAGCACCGAGUACACUGCGUGAAAGCCAUGGGGCGCAACGGCAAGGAUAAGCGGGACAUGUUCUACAGGAAGGCCAAGGAGGUCGGCUUCCGAGCACGUAGCGCGUUCAAGUUGUUGCAGCUUGACGAGGAGUUUGGGCUAUUCGAAGGAGUCACCAAGGCCGUCGAUCUAUGCGCUGCCCCCGGGAGCUGGAGUCAAGUGCUCGCCAGCAAGCUCUUGGGAGACAAACGUGACACACCCGCUGCUGCUGGCUGCGAGAACGCCAAGGCUCAACUCGAUGAUUGCGACGGCAGCGGGGGCGCAAGAGGGGCGCCUCUCUCCACUGCUGUGGCAACGGACAACGGCGAAUUCGAUGCAGCUUCCGCGGCAGGGCCAGAGGCCAAAGGCGCCACGGUUAUCGCAGGCAGCGGUAUUGGCGCCACUGAUGAGAGCGGUGACAUUGACCCGGAGGGGGAGGAGGCGGGGCCGAGACGACAUCACCGAGCAGGGGUAGAUUGCGCAGACACGCAGACAGGGGCAGAAAGCGAGGGAAGAGCAAAGGACACAGAGGAAGAGGAGGUUCGAAUUGUGGCUGUGGAUUUGCAGGGGAUGGCGCCCAUCGAGGGAGUCAAGCAGCUCCAGGGUGACAUCACCUCUGUAAAAACUGCGGAGGCGAUCAUCGACCACUUCCGAGGAGGGCUGGCCGAGCUGGUGGUGUGUGACGGCGCGCCGGACGUGACCGGCCUGCACGAUAUCGACGAGUAUCUACAAGCGCAGCUCCUUCUAGCAGCCCUCAACAUCACUGCUCACGUCUUGUCGCCUGGGGGUACCUUCGUGGCAAAGAUCUUCAGGGGGCGGGACUCGAGCCUGCUCUACAGCCAGCUGCGGCUGCUGUUCGAGCGGGUGACUAUUGCCAAGCCACGCAGCAGCCGCAGCAGCUCCAUCGAGGCAUUCGUCGUGUGCCGCGUGUACGCCCCGCCUGAGGGCUUCGAGGCAUCCAUGCUCACGCCGCUGUUAGACCACGCUUAUUCGGCCACCAACGAGCGGCUGGGCCCCGCCAACCUUAUCGUGCCGUUCGUGGCCUGCGGAGACUUGAGUGGCUUCGAUGCGGACAAGUCUUACCCGCUUGAGGAGCCCAGGGAGGAGGGGAAGGACGGAGAUUCCCAGCUGACCUCACAGCGAGGUUACCAACGGAUCCCCCCGGCGCAAAUGCCGAUCCGACCGCCCCACGAAACUUACCGCAUGCGAAAAGCGGGAGAGCUUUGACGUCGAGAAACUGAUGAGCCGCUGGGGUCUCGGGGCCUCGGAGCUGCACAGCUGCGGCCCGCAAAUAAAAAAAACGUAUGCGUUAUGGGAAUGGGGCUGGGCCUUUGUCGAAAAACAAGAAAAAUCGACCAAAAAGCACACUUCAGCCGUGGAUCCUUCACAAAGUUCUAUGAAACGACCAAUGAAAUUGAGCCUCGACCGCAAGUGUAUCAUCUCUCAUCGAGCAAAAAGAGGUAUUGAAGAGUCGCCGGGUGGGGAGAGCCGGCCAAUCGCGUCCUGCGGUUGCACCCAAGUCGGGAGCAGAUGAGCCCAACGUCAGGACACCUGGAUUUGGGCGCGUUCAAAGGGCGGCAAGGUUCCACUCGCGUGCGCGGGCUAGCAAUUCAUGUGGAGGGAGCACCUUGGUCGAUGUUCGGUUGCAGAGUGGCUCGACUCACGGGCUGUGGCGAAAGGCGGUCGGAGCCCGCCUAAGUCCUCCU